Molecule: messenger RNA, 7191 nt
Organism: Sabethes cyaneus
Lineage: Eukaryota; Metazoa; Arthropoda; Insecta; Diptera; Culicidae
Gene: cdi
Product: probable serine/threonine-protein kinase DDB_G0278665
Exons: 9
Coding region: 924-4259 (1111 amino acids)
Biological process (GO): actin cytoskeleton organization; protein phosphorylation
Cellular component (GO): nucleus; cytoplasm
Molecular function (GO): ATP binding; protein serine/threonine kinase activity
Source: RefSeq, a predicted model, not a curated record
UUUGUUUUUUCUUCUUGUUUCGAACCGUGAUCGCUGCGGUGUUGUAUUAUUUUGAUUGUUAGUAAAAUCGGAAACUUUUCUCCUAUUGCUGCUGGUUUACCCCGAUUUGGAACGGCGAGAGACACUUUUCGGCUGCCUAUUGCUGGAAAAGCUGGGAUUAAGUGUGUUGGCGAAAUUUUAAACAGCUUAUCGUGUCGAGAUUAGUUCGUGAAAGUGCUCUAGAACGAAUGAUAACACAUUCAGAAGCUAGAUUACAUUGGGAGGCAGUGACAGAGGCACUAGUGGAACGAGGGUGAGACCGCUUCCACGAUAAGAAAAUUUUGAGUUGAAACAGUUCUUUUCAUUUUUUGUCUGGAUAAUGGCGAUAAUGUGAAGUUAUAGAAAAUUAUAUGUGCCGAAUGCUGAUGCAAAAUUGCAGAUUUGAGUGAAUAACGAAAACGGAAAUGUAAUUGCAAGUUUUCCUCUGUGGAGAUAGUAUCGUGAGUUGAGUGCGUAGUGAAGAAAAAUAUGUGAGGUGCAGACAUGGAUAUAUUUUUCUCUUAGAAAAAUGGAAGUGUCAUCUGCUGGAUAACGCUUAUUUGUUGAAGCAGAAGUUGCGGUAGAUUACGUGACUAAUAUUUGACGCAUCUAUCAACAUUGUAUUGUGUUCGCAGCCUAUCGGAAAUCAACGGUGUGAAGUGUUUGGAAAUAGAGUGCGGGUUUACGUUUGAUAGAGUCCGGCACAAAUCCUUCGGAGGAAAAGAAAUACCAUCCAACCAGCGUUGGUGAGCCGGCAACAAACGAUCCCGCCCGCCCGAUCCCCGCGCUGGGAAUGGGGUCCGGACGGUAGUGUGCGAUGAGUGAUCGUUCCGGUAGUCGAUUAUCGGUUGCAGUUGGGCAAGUCCCGAUUUCGGCAGUGAAUGUAAUUGAGAGCUGAUAGCACGAUGAACGUAGGACAGCAUAGCGGUCCCGGACCGCCACUGAACCGUAGUGGUUGUUCGGAUCGCUCGGUUACCGGACCCUCCUGCCGGGCGCUGCGGACCGCAGUGUCCGCACUGUACUGCUUGGACGACUUCAUACGGGAGAAGAUCGGAUCGGGAUUUUUCUCCGAAGUUUACAAGGUGACGCACCGUACGACCGGUGACGUAAUGGUGCUGAAAAUGAACCAACUGCGAGCGAACAGACCCAACAUGCUGCGAGAGGUUCAACUGCUAAACAAACUGUCGCAUCCCAACAUACUAAGAUUCAUGGGCGUCUGUGUGCAGGAAGGUCAGCUGCACGCCCUCACCGAGUACAUCGAGGAUGGUUCGCUGGAGCAGCUAAUCGCGAACGGUGCCGUAUAUUUGUCGCCACUGCUGAAGAUACGGCUUGCGCUCGGAAUCGCCCGGGGGAUGCAGUACGUGCACGAUGUCGGUAUCUUUCAUCGGGAUCUGACGAGCAAGAACGUGCUGGUCAAGCGGACGGUGGACGGAAUGUACGAUGCGGUGGUCGGAGAUUUUGGACUGGCAGCCAAUAUCCCGCGGAAAUGUGGCAAACCACGACUGGACACAGUAGGCUCGCCCUACUGGAUGAGCCCCGAAUGCCUUAAAGGGCAAUGGUACGACCAGACCAGCGAUGUGUUUUCCUACGGGAUCAUCCUCUGCGAGCUGAUUGCUCGGGUUGAGGCUGAUCCUGACGUAAUGCCAAGGACUGAUUCGUUCGGGUUGGAUUACAUUGUGUUCGCAGAUCUUGCCCCGAACGACACGCCUCCGGCGUUUUUAAGACUGGCUUUUUUUUGUUGUACCUAUGAUCCAAAGAGUCGUCCCACGUUCACCGAAUGCAUUAAAAAGUGCACGCUGCUGUCGGACGUAUGUGAGGACAGUUACAGUCACCAGCAGCAGCAGCAACAACUUCACAGACAUACUAUAAGCAAUGGCAAUAACACAAAUACCGUCCUAUCCUCGCUCUCGCCGAGCGCCACAGCCAAUGGUUGCAAUCCACAAUGCCCAGUGGUGUCGCCAGCAUCAGUGACAUCUUCCUCGUCUGUACAUAAUAGCAGUAGCGUCAGCAUCGUCAAUGGCAAAUCUGCCGUCGGCAAGCGAAAUUCGAUAGAUGUGGCAAACCUUAGCCCCAGUAAUGAAACGAUUACCGCCGACAAAGAAAUUCUCAGUCGAGAGAACAGUUUGAACGGUGACCGAGAGACGGACAAUCCGAUGCAACAUCGAAGAUCUCUGUCGGAGAACGUAAUCGUCUUUCCGCCGCAUACGACACCCAGUGACAAGGCGCGUUACCACAUGCACCAACGGACAGCCGCUAGCAGCAAGCUGGCCGAAUCAGUUAUCCCCGAAUCGCCUACCUAUUCGAACCAGACCCUGCGGAAGGUUGCGGAAACGAUGCUACUCAAGGAUCCCCAAUACAAACCACGAUCCAGGACCGACCAGGGUGGUGCUCCGAAGGCGAAUCCUUUCGCAGCCUUGUCUCAGCUGAAGGGCGUCAAGAAAAUUCUCGGCCCGAACCCGGCGGUCACCACGUACAGCUCGGGAGACUUGUUCAGCUCGUGCUUCGAAAUGUCUGCCCCGUUGCUGCGCGAAUGGAACAUAGUACAAAACCGAACGGCCAAAAGUCGGGACAUGGGCGGCAGCGGUAGUAGCAGUACCGAAGGCCAGCCGAAGAGCCUACCCAGUUCUCCGACAUCACCGCGCAAAGAGUACUGUGACGACGAUGAGGACACUCCGGUCGCUAAGUUUAAGUCCAAAACUAAACCGGUGGAUUCCACGGAAAUAAACAACACGACAGAUGAAAAUUUCAACCAGACCGGCUAUGGUUUUGCCCGGAAAGUUUCCCUUGGCGGUUCGGGCAUUAAAAAGUAUCGCGCCAAUUUCACCGAACUCUCUAGUCAUCCGCUGUACAAAAGUGGGGCAAUCGAGACUGAAUCCGGAACUAGUAGCUGCAACGGUGAUGGCAGCAACCAAACGACGGUACCUGCUACAAAUGCCAACUCCAAUGCCAACACCGACAGUGGAACCGAAGAGGGUGGAAGCGAUACUAUUCCUACGACGGUCGGUGGCAGUGCGGGUGGGAUCAAAAAAUCAUCAUCGACCGUAAUCGGGGAUGGGAUUCUUGAAACGCCAAGAAUACUAACGAGAAGAGGAUCCACCGAGAGUGGAUUCUUUUCGUGUCUAAAUGAAGAUUUUAGCACGUACAAAUCACCACAAUGCAGUUGCUUGGAAAAGGCUAACUUCGAGUCCUCGGAAAGGCUGCCCGUUUGUCGGUGUGCCUACAGUGGGGGUGUCAAUCAUUUAGCCGCGAGAUUAGAGGACCUCGAACUGUCGUCCAAUCAGACGUUGAACGAUAGUUCUAGUGUUCUGCUGUAUGAUGAUUCAUCAACAAACGUGAGUUCACUACGGAGCAUGGACGAUCUCGAGCUGUCCGAUUCGAUCCGAAAGAAAUUCCACUAUCGACAUCACGUGCUGAGUAAUGUGGAUAUUGACGCAAGGUCCAUUGACAUGGGUCUAAUCAAUAGGCUUGCACUGGACUCGGAGAUCAACAGCAUGAUUCAAAAAAAUCAAUUCACGAACCAGUUGCUCUACUGCAAGAAUCGGUCGUCAUCCAUUUUUACCGAUAGCUCUGAUGAUAUCAGCUCGCUUGCUGGUUCGGAUUCUCUACUGUGGGAUGACCGCUCCUUCACGACAAUUCCAAACACGCGAUCUGCGCAGAUCGCCAAAAUAGUCGAGUAUUUCGAGCGCAAAGGUCAAACAUUCAAACCAUUCACCGUACCUGAUUCGGCCAUCGGUUUAUCGUCCGGUCAUUCCGGUUCGUCCGCCUCGUCGACAUCGUCGUCGGCUUCCGGAGUGCACCACCCGUACCAGUAUCACCAUCAUCCUCAUCUGCACCGAAGUACCAUUGGAAACGGAACCACUGAUCCGGUGACCGGAGCAGCGACCCGUCGAACUUCCAAUGGUUUUUGCAAGUUUUCCACCGCCGCGGAACUGCGCCAGCGAACGGAGUAUGAAGCCUUCUGUUUGGAUUUGGAGCGGAAACAAACUUCGGCAGCCACCUCCGGUGGCAACCAACAGCAACAGCAGUACUAUCAGCAACCACAGCAAACCGCUCACCAUCGUUUGAACAACAUUUGCGAAGGCAACGUUCGCUCGAAGCUGCAGUUAUUCGACAAAAUGAAGCAACAGAAUGGCAGCACCGUGGGCCAGAGCGCACCCGGUUCGUCCUCUUCGAACUCGGGCAGCUCGAGCAGCAUCAACGGUGGUGUAACGACGCCGGCCACUUCCAGUGGUUGCCAGUAGAGCGCUGAAUCGCUAAAACAAAAUUGUCAUCGCAAGCGUCGAAUAUGAAAUCCAACGGAAGAGUCGAAUUACUCCACCUAAUUUGAAUGUCGUAGGAGGAUUGGUUAUAGAAGCAUGGAUUGUAGUAACCAAUAAUCUCAGUUUCAGUUUUUUUCGGACUUUUCAAAAACUGAUUUCUAUUUUGGAUUUUUCAGAUUGAAUGAUUUAUUGCUUAAAAACGAAAACUUCGGCCUUUCAAAUUUCUGCUACUGGAAAGCAUAUUAAAAAUGGCUCCACCUGUCAGUGGAGAAAUUAGUUUUUCCAGAAGGUACUAUGCGCUGACGCCAAAUCACAUUAGAGUGGCCAGCUUACGCUGCGAUGGUAAUUACGUAUUACAUUUCAUUCUCCAAAUAAUAAAUUUCUGAAGUUACGUUCUGUCUUUCUGUGAACCAGUUUUUUUUAAAUUCUAAAAUCUUUUAAAUUCGCAUCUGCAAUCCAACACCAAUCCCCAGAAUUCUAGCAUUUGCCGUUGACACCUUUUAAAAGAGCGAUAAUGUGAGCACGCUAAAAAUAUUGAAGAAUCAUAAACGCUCAAAACAAGGAAUGAUACAUCACUGAUGAAGCUGUCAUUCUAUUAUCUCAAAGAGAAAGCUGCAUGAGCAAUAUGUUGUGUCAAAUCCAGAGAAAAUUAUUAAGUGUUACUGGCACCGUACGGAUUUCGGGUAGAAAACAAAAGAGAUUCGUGUACCCCAAAAUACGGCUGACUAACUUUAUUAUUCCACUGUAUUUUUGUGAAGUCCGAUGCUGCGCACAUGUUUGCGGUUUCAAUGUUACACACUAGCAAAGUUCCAUUAAUUCGCAAUAAACAACCGGUAGGAAAAUAAAAAGCAACAAUAGUCACGGAUUGACGAUGCCGAAAUCAACUAAACGAUCGGUAAACUGAACUCCAUUCAGCUGUAGGAACCAGAGGGCCUUAUCUUUUUUCAAGACAAACCGCAACUGAAUUGAGCUAUGCCUUGAUUACCUUGCUGAUCAGUGCAAACGCGGCGAUUAUCAAUCCACAAAAAUCAGUGCAUGUAAAUUGUAGAUAAAUAUACAUCGUUUGUAGAAAUUAGUACCUUUUGUUGGUUAAAAACUAUAUACACACAUUCACGAAUGGAUAGAAACAUUAUCACUCAAUUAUUAGAGUACGAUAUCAAGACAUAGAGAGGCGAAAAUGUUUGAUUCGACGUCCAUUUAGGAGUAAAACGUUUGUGGCAAAGCAGUAAUGCCUAGAGUUAAGAAAAUUGGUAUGAAACUAAAUGUAGUUCCAAUUGCCACGAUAGAGUAAAAUCCAAGUAAAUGCAACCAAUGCCAAAAUAUUCUUCCCAGCAGUAUCUACCUAUCAUACUACAUAUUUUUGUAUUGGACCAUCGAUCGUCUUCCUCCGUGUCCUUGUGGGCAGAAGCGUGCACAUCCACAUCAGCUACCUACUGACCUAUUACAACACGAAAACUUCCACAUUGAAUUGCCAACUAAGCAAAGGCUAAUCGUCACAGUUGCAAUAGCUUUAACAGUAUUUUACGUUCCUAUAUAUUUUACAGAAAUGCAAGCAAAUGGAAACGACUCACAAUUACACACAACAAACACACACAUGCAGCGAAAAGCACACUUUCACAACGAACUUUUUCAAAACCGCCGCAGCUUAGUAAAACGAAACGUUCAGUAUCUUAACCAUAUCCUUCGCCGUAUCUUCUAUGAAAAAUAGCUUUAAUUUACAAUCAAAUCAAAUUUUGAGCAACUGUUUCUCUUGUAUGGUAACCGAGGUUUACCAGCAAUGAUCUAAAAUGGGCAUAAAUGCAAUACUAGCUCGUACUGUGUUACUGAUGUAUACAACCAUAAUAGACUAUCGUUUCUUUUUCGUCAUCAUCAGUUAAGACUAUGUAGAAAUAUAACAUUUAUUUUAGUCUAAUAAAGGAGAUUAAGUACGUUAAGUUGACGAAGAAAAAGUUCAGCUUCCAAGUAUCUAACUAGCAAAAGUCUGUAAAAAUAUUUUAACUUCCCUCUGCUAGAAACGCAACCAACUAAUAUUUAUUUCACUUUGCUUAUGAGAAGAGUUGAGAAAAUGAAAUCUAGUGAAGGCGCAGCGAUGAAAACAAUACAAAACAAACAGCACAACAAGACAGUCAAAACCCACUACCUGUUAAGUCGAGCGACAAUUUUAGCGUUCCUUAUCGUGAUUAGGUAAAAAAAAGUGAUAGGAAAAGAAACCGUUAAUUCAUCAGGCGUGUCCCAAUCAACCGGGACCGCCCCUCAUUCAUGCCAAAUUUCCUAAGGAACCCUUGAAUAUUGACUACCUUUACAAUCAUCAUGGAGCGCGAGGAGCAGAUCGAGAGAGAAAAUUCACUUCAGUGCGCCGCAAGCAAAACUAAACCACACUGUUGUUAUUAUUAGACGUUCGUAACAAUUGUAUGUUGAGCAAACUAAAAAAAAGUAUUAUAUCAAAACACUUGUUCAAUAACCUGUACCGCCAUUCGAGAGCCAACCAAGGUCGGUACUAAUAUGUACCUAAGUUUUGUUUUAUUGAUCGAAUUGGUCCUCCGUAAGGAAAAAAAAAAGUUUCAAAUUAGUACCUUUAUUCUCCGCUUCCCGAACCGCGGAAGUGAGACACUGCACUGAAAUGGAGGAAACGAACCAGCAAGAACUAUAACUGUAUCGGCCUCGGGCGGUAUCUGUAGGACAAAUAUGCAACAUACAUACAUACAAACACCUGCACGUAAUGUAGCUGUUAUUUUAAAAGAAUGCAAUUCGUUCGUUCUCAGAUUAUUGAAAAAUUGGUGAUGAUUGCAAAAGAAAAAAAAACACAUACACACUAGAGAUGAAUUGUAUUUGUACAUACUACAGCUAUACAUUCAUUCGAUCAUUAUUAUAUCGAAGAAAAGAAAAAUAUUUAUAACUGAAAAUAAAUCAGAAA